Messenger RNA from Ipomoea triloba (trilobed morning glory), 2031 nucleotides. RefSeq lists its product as uncharacterized. The record is from RefSeq and is a predicted model, not a curated record. The transcript is spliced from 3 exons. Lineage: Eukaryota; Viridiplantae; Streptophyta; Magnoliopsida; Solanales; Convolvulaceae. The coding region runs from base 571 to 1728 and encodes 385 amino acids.
UCUGGUUCUCAUAACAACCGUUCAACCACCGCUAAAACUCUCUCUCUCUCCAUCUCUCUCUCUCACUGUUCAGAUAUUAUUCGUUUACCAAUUCUCUAUCUGAAAGUAGGUGAGGAGUCGAUAUUCCUUAAUCGGCAAAUCGAUUCUGUCGCCGGAGAUAUGGAUACUCCGUCGAAGGAUCGUGCUUUCUAGCGCUGGAGUGCCGACCAUCGUACCGAAAUCGGCGAACUCCUUGCUUCUAGUCGCGUCUUCUUUCUAAACCCUAAACAAAGGACGACUGUUUCCUCUCAACUCAGACUCCAAGUUAUUCCUACCUUAGAACACCGGUAUUCCGAAAGAUAAAGGUAUAUUUGCUUUCCGCCCAACCCUCUCCAAUUUUGGACGUUCGGAGAUCAUAGAUAUACAACUGCUUGUUUCUGUGUCUUCAAACAUCUUUUAAUUUAUUAAUAAUUUCUUGCUCUAGAAUAGAAAUUAGGUAGAAGUAAAUAUUUGGGGGUAAUUUGACUAAGCUUCGGCUCCGAUGGAGUGGAGGGAGUGAAAUAUCACAAGUGAUUUUGCAUCGGUGGUUCCAUGAGGAUUCAGCCUAUAGAUUUCACCUCACCUAAAGAACCGUCUGGAUAUGAACCGGUUAAGCCUGUGGCUAAGUCGCGGUUCAAGCGGCUUUUCGAGAGGCAAUUUCCUGCUCUUCUGAGGACUCUGUCGGGGGAGAAGCCGGCCGGUUGUGAGGAGCCGAGCUGCAACAAAGAUGCCUCGGAUGAGUUCGAGCCCAGCUCCGUUUGCUUGGCUAAGAUGGUUCAGAAUUUCAUCGAGGAAAGUGAGGAGAAGCAUCGAUGCAGUCGGAACCGAUGCUAUUGCCUCAACAAAAACUGUACGGACUCUGAGGAAGAUGCUGCCGAUUCAUGCAAUUGCUUCGGUGAAUCGAGCAAUAACUCCUCCUCUGCGGAUGCAUGUGAAAUUCUGAAACAGAGUUUGGUGGCUUGUGUGAUUGUAUCAGAGAGAAACCUCUUGGCAGACACAACUAAGAUCAUUGAGAAGAAGAAGAUUUGCAAGCGAAAGGAUCAUGUCUGCCGGAAGAUCAUAGUGGAUGGCCUCAUAGCUCUUGGAUACGAUGCUUCUAUCUGUCAAUCUAAAUGGGAGAAAUCUGCUUGUAUACCUGCUGGUGAUUAUGAAUACAUUGAUGUGGUAAUUCAAGGAGAACGAUUGGUAAUCGACAUAGAGUUCAGAUCAGAGUUUGAAAUAGCUAGGUCCACAAAAACUUACAAGUCAGUUCUUCAAGCAUUGCCCAAUAUUUUUGUGGGCAAAUGCGAUCGCCUGCAAAAGAUCAUUUCUAUAGUAUCUGAGGCAGCUAAGCAAAGUUUGAAGAAGAAAGGUAUGCCUGUUCCACCAUGGAGACAAGCUGAGUAUGUCAAGGCCAAAUGGUUCUCUCCCUACACUAGAAUUGACUUGACAUCUUCAAAGGCAGAGACUUGUUUGAAGGUGGAGGAGGAGAGUGUGUGUUUGUGUGAAGCUAACUUGAAAGUGGGAAAGCCGAAGCCGAGUAGUAGGAAGGAAGAUGAUGAGAGUUGCAGUGAGUUUGAGGUGCUGAUGUUUGGAGAGGGAACUUCCAAGUCCAAACCUUAUGGUGAAGAUGAUGAUAAGGAGAUGGGUGUAGGUGAAGCACAGGAGACUAAAGUGAAUGGAGGGAAGAAAAUGACUGGUUUAUCUUCUUUGAUUGAAGAGAAGGCUUGAAGUUUUGGAGCUUCAAUUCAAUGGUCUCUGUGUUUUAGUAUACUAAUAAUAUUUUUUUUUUUCUUGUUUUCUGCCCCUGGGUUUUGGUAUUUGGGGCACUAUAGAAUGCAGUCCAAGUAUUAUAUGUCUUGGCCUAAGUAUGUUUUGAUCAAGUAAUGCCCUUCACCUUUUAAUGUAAGGGUACUAAGUGUUAAUGCAAUACGAUCACUAGUAGUAAUAGUGGCAGUAGUGAAGAAUAGGGGUUGUGUAACUCUGACAUUUUGGUGUGUGACAUCAAUAAUAUUGAUUGAUCUUAAUAACCUA